CGUAGAUUUUGGUUCCCAUUCUAGAGUCCGUAUCUAGAUUUCCAUGGCAACUGGACAGAAGUUGAUGAGAGCUAUUAGAGUUUUUGAAUUUGGUGGACCAGAAGUGCUGAAACUCCAGUCAGAUGUUGCACAACCAAUUCCAAAAGACCAUCAGGUUCUAAUCAAAGUCCAUGCAUGUGGUGUAAACCCAGUGGAGACAUAUAUUCGUUCUGGCACUUAUAGUAGAAAACCAAGCCUGCCCUAUACUCCUGGCUCAGAUGUGGCAGGGGUAAUAGAAGCUGUUGGAAAUAAUGUAUCUACUUUCAAGAAAGGUGACCGAGUGUUCACUACCAGCACAAUCUCUGGCGGCUACGCCGAGUAUGCUGUUGCAGCAGAUCACAUGGUUUACUCCCUGCCAGAAAAACUGGACUUUAAGCAAGGAGCAGCCAUUGGCGUCCCUUACUUUACUGCUUGUCGAGCUCUGCUCCACAGUGCUCAUGUGAAAGCUGGAGAAACUGUUCUGGUUCAUGGAGCUAGCGGAGGAGUUGGACUAGCAGCUUGCCAAAUUGCUCGAGCUUAUGGCUUAAAGGUUUUGGGGACAGCUGGCACUGAGGAAGGACAAAAUAUUGUUUUGCAAAAUGGAGCCCAUGAAGUGUUUAAUCACAGAGAUGCCAAUUAUAUUGAUAAAAUUAAGAAAUCCACUGAUGACAAAGGAAUUGAUGUGAUUAUUGAAAUGUUAGCUAAUGUAAAUCUUAGUAAUGAUUUGAAACUACUGUCAUACGGAGGACGAGUCAUAAUUGUUGGCAGCAGAGGUCCUAUUGAAAUAAACCCACGGGACACCAUGGCAAAGGAGUCUAGUAUAAUUGGAGUUGCUCUCUUUUCAUCAACCCAGGAAGAAUUGCAGCAGAUUGCAGCAGCCCUUCGAGCCGGCAUGGAAAUUGGUUGGUUGAGACCUGUAGUAGGUUCUCAGUAUCCAUUGGAGAAAGCGGCACAAGCUCAUGAAAAUAUCAUUCAUUGCAGUGGGGCUGCUGGAAAAAUGAUUCUUCUUUUAUGA
This is a messenger RNA of Chrysochloris asiatica (Cape golden mole), 1033 nucleotides long. RefSeq names its product crystallin, zeta (quinone reductase) (gene CRYZ). The coding region runs from base 44 to 1033 and encodes 329 amino acids. The transcript is spliced from 9 exons. Gene Ontology annotation, cellular component: cytosol. The record is from RefSeq and is a predicted model, not a curated record. Gene Ontology annotation, molecular function: mRNA 3'-UTR binding; NADPH binding; zinc ion binding. NCBI's taxonomy places the organism in Eukaryota, Metazoa, Chordata, Mammalia, Afrosoricida, Chrysochloridae.